This is a messenger RNA of Xiphias gladius (swordfish), 2276 nucleotides long. It is a transcript of the gene uap1l1, whose product is annotated as UDP-N-acetylglucosamine pyrophosphorylase 1, like 1. Gene Ontology annotation, molecular function: UDP-N-acetylglucosamine diphosphorylase activity. Bases 374 to 1969 code for a protein of 531 amino acids. Gene Ontology annotation, biological process: UDP-N-acetylglucosamine biosynthetic process. Lineage: Eukaryota; Metazoa; Chordata; Actinopteri; Istiophoriformes; Xiphiidae. The transcript has 9 exons. The record is from RefSeq and is a predicted model, not a curated record.
GAAAAAGCUCGUUCGCAUCUACCUGUCAUUGGUCGUCGGUUUGGUAAGCGCACCGACUGCGCAGCCGCAGACUGGUUCUCAAAUCUGGCGGUACAGUCAGCUGACGAAGGGCGCGGAGUCAGCUUGAACUUGUAUGCAAACGUCGGUCUUCGGUGGGCCUUUUCAGACAUGGCUGCUCCUGUAAACCUGUGACAGGAUGCAGAAGUCUGGGAGUCGGCCGCCGCAGGACUUCCUGUUAUAUGUGAUCUUACAGAGCCGGAUCCCUGAAUCGGUCCAAGAGCCGUAGUCACGAGUUGCUCACGACACGCAGUCAUUUCCUACAAAGUACCGCACGUACAAAGCCCAUACCCGGCUGCUCGGAGGGGGAAGUUGGAUGCCGGCAUACUUUGAUUUCCUUCUCCACGGUUUGGCUUUGGCCCGGACACGAAAGAUGCUCUCCUUUGAGCAAGUGAAGCGGAGCUUGGAGAACGCAGGGCAGCCGCACGUCCUGCAGUUUUGGCCCGAGUUGUGCGAGGGGGACAGGGAGAGCUUCCUCCAGGAGCUAUCUCAGCUGGACCUGCAGGGGCUGAGGGAUCACUGUGAAGGGGCCGCGAAGGCUGCAGCCUCCCCCUCUGCUAGUCUGGACCAAUACGUAGAGCCGGUCCCCCCACAGUCCAUCGGCAGCGUUAGGAAAAGCGACAGAGACUCUCUCGCAGCGUGGGAAAAUGAAGGGCUGAUGCAGAUCUCAAAGAAUCGAGUUGGAGUCCUGCUCUUGGCUGGCGGUCAGGGGACCCGUCUUGGCGUUCAGUAUCCCAAAGGGAUGUACAAUGUUGGGCUACCAAGCGGCAAAACCUUGUAUCAGAUCCAGGCAGAACGCAUUCACAAAAUCCAGGAGCUGGCAGAUGUCAAGCAUGGUUCAAAAUGCACCAUUCCGUGGUACAUAAUGACCAGUGAGUUCACUCUGGCUCCCACUGAGAAGUUCUUCAAGGAGGCCAACUACUUUGGUCUGGAGCCAUCAAACAUCUUUUUUUUUGAGCAAAGGAUGAUCCCAGCAGUGACCUUUGAUGGGAAGGUCAUCCUGCAGGGUAAAGGGAAGAUUGCCAUGGCCCCAGAUGGUAAUGGUGGUCUGUACCAGGCGUUGAGGGACAACAUGGUGCUGGAAGACAUGAAGAAGAAGGGUGUUGAGUACCUGCAUGUGUACUGUGUGGACAACAUCCUGGUCAAGAUGGCUGACCCUGUGUUCAUUGGGUUCUGUCUCUACAAAGGGGCUGACUGUGGAGCCAAGGUGGUCGAGAAGGCGCACCCUGCAGAGCCAGUGGGCGUGGUUUGCAGGGUGCAAGGCAUCUCCCAGGUUGUGGAAUACAGCGAGAUCCAGCCAGAGACAGCUGAACUCCGAGGACCCGGAGGAGAAUUGGUCUACAGUGCCGGAAAUAUCUGUAAUCACUUCUUUACCAGGGCUUUCCUGCAGGAUGUAGCAGAGAAAUUUGAAGGCCAAAUGAAACAACAUGUUGCAAUGAAGAAAGUGCCCUUUGUGGACACGCGUGGCAAUCAAGUCAAACCCACCAAUCCCAAUGGCAUAAAGAUGGAGAAAUUUGUCUUUGAUGUCUUUCCAUUCUCAAGGAACUUUGUUGUGUUUGAGGUUGUAAGAGAGGAUGAGUUUUCCCCCCUGAAAAAUGCAGAUGGGGCAGCCACAGACAGCCCGACCACGUCCAGGAACUCUUUGCUGGCUCAGCAUUGCCGCUGGGCCAUGGCUGCUGGAGCCAAGCUGCUAGAUGAACAUGGGAAUACCCUUCCUACUACAGCUAGUGUAUCAGCGGGGGACAAUACUCCAGCUCAUUGUGAGAUUUCACCACUGGUCUCGUACUUUGGAGAGGGCCUGGAGCCGCUGCUGAAAGGGAAGACACUGCCAACUCCAUUCAUUCUGGAUAAAAAACAGGCCGAAGAGCUGCAGGCUCAGAAACAUUUCUCUGAUGAACAGAGUACUAUGUGAUUGCCAGCAGACAUUUCACCACUGUGAAGUACAGCAUGGAGAAGAAAAUCCUAUAUGUAAUUGUUUGGGUAGUUUCGGCCCAAGUAUGCACAACUGUUUAAAUUCAUUUUUGAAGUGUAUGUGUUAUAUCGAUAAUUAUUAUGAUAAUUAUAUCGAAUUGCCAUUUCAUGCAUCUAAUGUAAUUGUCACUUUUGUAAGAGCCACAAAUCAUGUGAUUUGCUCACUUGAAAACAAGGGACAAGCAGCAAGCUAUGGGAACUUAUAUAAACAUUGAUUUAUUUUACAUCUAGUAAAAAAUAUAAUCAAA